Molecule: messenger RNA, 2000 nt
Organism: Klebsormidium nitens
Lineage: Eukaryota; Viridiplantae; Streptophyta; Klebsormidiophyceae; Klebsormidiales; Klebsormidiaceae
Source: the annotation of a GenBank genome assembly
UAUCAUGCCUGGAGGCACUUGUGGCGGGAGCAAGGGUCGUCAUCGGCCUAGACGCCAAUAUCGACUCUGCACGCGUCUUGGAGUACCUCUUCAUGGCGCGGCCGGACGCAGACUUGCACGCCAUUCGCAACCGGGGCUUGUACCCAGCUUCGAGGCAUGCCACCAUCCGGGUCUUCCCGGUGGGAAGUGGUCUUCGCGAGUGCAUCGGCACCGCGGUGCGGGACGUGCUGGACCGUGUCGCUCGAGGCACAAAGGUCGUGUGCCCUUCGACAUGCAAGCGCUUCGUGAAGCAGCUGGAGCAGGAUUUCAACGAUCGAGAACCCGCCCGCCGAGUCCGAUCGACAUCGACAUGGCAUCUUCCUCCACGCUGACAAGAGGUCGAAGGUCGACGAGGAGUUCUUCCAGAAGGCCAUGGCGGAUCCAGACACCUACUUGGAGGCUGAUCUCGUGGCCUUCUCUCCAAAGCUUGGCCCGGGUGUCUCGAAAGAGAAGCCGCACGCUGAGGAGACGGUCGCUUUCACCCUCAACGGCCUCCCUGGCCCUCCUGUCCAGACGCUGCUUCAGCAGCAUGCGCGCUUCCGAACGGUUACUCACUCGACCAUCUACUAUAAGCAGGUGAUGUCGUCUGCGGUGGACUUGCCGCGCUCGACGGAGGCGGUCUUCCAGGCCAUCGAGCGUGACAAUCAGCAGAUCGUUCAGAUGCUUGGCGACGCAUCCGGCUUUCACUAUCUGAGGGGGGCGCGCGGCAUCUGCGAUUGCUCAUCGGCGAGCUCCGUGUUGUACGCGAACAACAUCCUCGAGAAGGUGGAGAGCUAUCUAGAGUAUCUGACGAAGCUGAAGGCCGACCUGGAAAGUCAGGGGUUCGUGGUGACAGUUGAACACAUCGAUCCAAAGGGCAGCCCCGGGCGCCCGCUCUCGGAAGUCCCUCUCGGCUUCGACGCGGACCCAGAGCUUUUGGACGAUGAAGACUGGCGAGCCAAGUACAUCAUCAGCUCGGAGCAGUACGAGAUCCUAUGCGAAAGGCCCGACAACCUGACUCCGAGGGAGCAGCUACAGGAGUACUUGUACGAGCUGGUCAUGAACGAGUACAAGGUCGAUCCUCACCGGGUUGAUCACGCCUUCUACCUCCGCUUUUGUGACGACUCGGACGAUGCAAAGCGUACAAGAGACGCCCAUGCGAACUAUCUCAGGUUCCGUGAACACCGCUUCGCCGUUCUCGUUGGGGACCUGGACACGGCGCUCGAAGCGGCCAUGUUGGCGGGCGUGGUCCAGGAGUACGUGAAACAAGUUCAAGACCCUGCCAGCCGUGUGCCAAUUGCGGUGCGCGUCCUUGCCUUCCUUCUCGAGUGCGGCGAGGAGGAGCUCGAUCACGAGUUGGAGCAAUGGGAGGUGUCGGAGGAGCGCAUGCAGGCUGCCUAUGCGGAGCUCAUCGGGCCCACCAAGAAGCGUUUGAAGAGCAUGUUCAACCUCUACGGCUUCACGCAGCAGACCGCUAGGCCAUCGAAAGCUGCCGAUGGGAGACUGAACGAGAGGUGGGCUCAGAAGCGGAAUGCGGUGGCAAAGGUGCUCAGGGCGGGCCUCGGGAUCGAGAUGCAGAUUGCCGCGGGAAAGAGCGGGGGCAAAUUCAAGACGCCCCACAUGUUGACGCCUGCUAUCUAUCGAGGUCUACAUGAGCGAUAUGGUUGGCUGGACGCGGAAAUAGACGCCGCCGAAUCGGAGUGCACAAUUAGGCCGUAGAGGUGUUGAUGUAUCGAAGAAAGAUCGUAGGAGUAGAGGCUUUGAUGUACAAAGGUGUACAUAUGGUUCUUUGCUAGUAAUUGUAGAGUGUGUGAGAGGCUGUUAAGGUGAUGUUUUAUUUUAAACAUUGUGCGUCGAUAAGAGGUUCUCAAUCUGCAAUCCGCAACUCAAGUGUACAUAGGGAUUGUAGACUCUUCAAUUCGAGAUUUGUGUAAAAGAAUCUACUUUGCGGGCCCGGAUGUGUGAGCCCGUCAAUAUGCAUC